This is a messenger RNA of Macrobrachium nipponense, 805 nucleotides long. RefSeq names its product vacuolar protein-sorting-associated protein 25-like (gene Vps25). Gene Ontology annotation, cellular component: ESCRT II complex. The transcript is spliced from 5 exons. Lineage: Eukaryota; Metazoa; Arthropoda; Malacostraca; Decapoda; Palaemonidae. The record is from RefSeq and is a predicted model, not a curated record. The coding region runs from base 109 to 636 and encodes 175 amino acids. Gene Ontology annotation, biological process: protein transport to vacuole involved in ubiquitin-dependent protein catabolic process via the multivesicular body sorting pathway. Gene Ontology annotation, molecular function: protein homodimerization activity; structural molecule activity.
CGUGUCAUUCAAUACUAACGCCUUCUUGUAGCUAAAGUUUGGUAUUUAAGCGUUGACCAUAACAAACAUUUAUUUUUCCAUUCGUACCUAUCAACCUAACCCACGAAUAUGACAGAAUUCCAGUGGCCUUGGCAGUAUAGUUUUCCACCAUUUUUUACAUUGCAGCCAAAUGCAGAUGUUAGAAAAACACAGCUUGAUGCUUGGUGUGCACUUGUUAUUGCAUGGGGCAAAAGUAAUAAUGUCAGUCAGAUAGAUGUUGCAGAAACAUCCAGCCUUCCAGUCUUUAAGAAUCCAUCCAUUAGUCGAGCCUUACCAGCGGAUAGCAUUGCGGUGGUUUUAGAGGAGUUAGCAAAGCGAGGGAACCUUGAAUGGAUCGAUAAGACAAAACGAAGAGGCUACUUAUUGUGGAGAAGUCCUGCAGAAUGGGGACAACAGAUAUAUGCUUGGGCCCAAAAUACUAGUCGGAUCAAUAAUGUAUGCACUCUCUACGAAAUUAAUCAAGGCGAUGACACUGCUGAUCAAGAAUUUCAUGCUUUGGAUGGUGAUAUUCUCAUGAAAGCUCUGAAGGCAUUAGAAGUUUCAGGCAAAGCAGAACUAAUGGAUUUCGGAGACAACCAAGGCGUUAAAUUCUUGUAAUUCAGGAUUAUGUUUCUAGUGCUUAGCUUACAUCUGUAACCCAAAAAUUGGGCAUCAGGUAAACCAUGUAUACACGACAUAAAACUAGGACUACAACUGUAAUUGAAAGGUAACACAGUAUAAUAUGAACAUGCGGUACAAUUUUUCACAAUUAAAAUUUAUACGAGAA